GCAGAUGCGGCCGCUCGUCCUGCGCCUCUUCCGGCUCGCAGAUUGGCGGCAGAUUCGUCACGGGCAACCUGCGGGAACCCGCGCCCCGGGCUCAGAUAUUCAGUGCCAUCUCUUUAGGCCCCGAGAGUCCUUGCUGUGUGGCCACGUGAGUUGGGCCUCGAACUGAGCGCUGAGCGGGCCUCGAGGGCCGUGGCGAAUCGGCGAACGGUGGGCAUUGGCGGAGCGAGCGGGGCCGCGGCACACCACUACAACUCGCUGGGCCCGAGGGUGCGCCCCUCCCGGCGAUCCCGGUCCUUCUUGACGCCCCUUCUGCCCCGAGACCCCCGCGCGUCCCGACGCCCCGUCCGGCUCCCCGAGGACCCCGCCGGUCCCACGUGGUCCCUGCCCGCUGCGCCACUAGGAUGGAUCCUGUGGCCUCUGCUGUCCGCCUGGCAGUCCAGGAGGCUGUUCACAGCCUUUCUUCAUCUGAGGAUGGGGGCCACAUCAUCUCCACGCUGCGGUCCCUGAGGCGGUACCUCGGUGAAACAGAGACCCAAGCCCCCCCUGAGGAGCAGGAGGAGUUUAGCAGGACCCACUUUUCCACCAUUCUCAGAUGUCUGGUCGGCAAGCUGAGCCCCGACUGGCUGGACCUGCUGCCUGAUGGCCAGUUGGAGGAGCUGUGGGCCAGCUUCUUCCUGGAGGGCCCAGCUGACCAAGCCUUCCUGGUGCUGAUGGAGUCCAUUGAGGGUGCUGCCAGCCCCAGCUUCCGUCUGAUGAAGAUGGCGCGGUUGCUGGCCAGGUUCCUGAGUGCAGGCAGGAUGGCCGCUGUGAUGGAGGGGCAGUGUGGGCAGCAGGCGGGGCCGGCCUCCCGCCUGCUCCAGGAGACCCUUCUCACCUGGGUGGUGGGCCUGCCCGAUCACCUGGGCAACCGUCUGCAGCGGGAGACGCUGGCUGCCUUCUUCCCUCAGAACUACUUCCCUCUGCUGGGCGAGGAGGUCCUGCGGGUGCUGCAGGCAGUGGUGGACUCUCUCCGAGGUGGCUUGGACUGCUCCAUCUCCUUUCUGUCUCAGGUCCUCGGCAAAGCCUGCAUCCAUGGGAGACAGAAGGAGAUCCUGGGCGUGCUGGUGCCCCGGCUGACAGUGCUCACCCAGGGCAACUGCCUCUGGCAGCGGGUCUGCUGGCGCCUGGUGGAGUGUGUGCCCGACCGGGCCAUGGAAGCCGUGCUGAAGGGGCUCGUGGAGGCCGCCCCAGGGCCGGAGGUCCUCUCACGGCUGCUGGGGAACCUGGUGACAAAGAGCAAGAAGGCCCAGUUUGUGAUGACGCAGAAGCUGCUGUUCCUCCAGUACAGCUGCUCGAUGCCCAUGCUGCAGAGCCUGCUGGGGUACCUGGCCAUGGAUAGCCAGCGGCGCCCGCUCCUCGUGCAGGCGCUGAAGGAGCUCCUGGAGACGUGGGGCAGCAGCAGUGCCAUCCGCCAUGCACCCCUGGAGCAGCAGCGCUAUGUCAGCAAGGCCUUACUCAUCUGCCUGAUGCACCUGGGGGAGGCGGAGCUCCGGGCCAGCCGGGAGGAGCUGCUGGCCAGCCUGAUGGAGGGAGUGAAGAACCGCCUGGACAGCAGCCUGCCGCCCGUGCGCCGCCUGGGCAUGAUUGUGGCCGAGGUGGCCAGCGCCCGGCUGCACCCUGAGGGGCCUCCCCUGAAGUUCCAGUAUGAAGAGGAUGAACUGACCCAAGAGAUGCUGGCCUUGGCCACGCCCCGGCCCGCGGCUGACGGCCCUUCGGAGGCAGGCCCGCCUGUGGCUCCCGUCAGUGGGGAGUCUCCUGACCAAGAGACGGUGGACUGUGGCAGCCCCCAGGCUGGGCAGGAGGGCUCCGACUCUGAGCUGGACAGUGAUGACGAGCUUGUCCCCUACGACAUGUCAGGGGACGGGGAGCAGAGGGGCAACAAGACGCCCGCGUAUGUGCGGGACUGCCUGGAAGCUCUGACCGCAUCUGAAGACUGGGAGCGCUGGGAGGCGGCCCUGCGGGCCCUGGAAGGGCUAGUUCUCAAGAGCCCGGCUGCCACCCGGGAGGUGAGCCUGGAGCUGGCCAAGGUGCUGCUGCACCUGGAGGAGAAGACAGCCGUGGCAGGGUUUGAGGGGCUGCGCCAGAGGGCGCUGGUGGCCGUCACAGUCACAGACCCGGCACGGGUGGCGGAGUACCUGGCCGUGCAGUUCUACGCCCUCAACUACAGCCUCCGGCAGCGCAUGGACAUUCUGGACGUCCUGGCCCUGGCCGCCCAGGAGCUGUCCCGGCCUGGGCGCCUCGGGAGGGCUGCCCAACGGGGCUCCCCGGGGCCCGGCUCCCAGCCCAGUGGGGCCGCGGUCCCGGCCUGGAAGGUGGUGGUGGAGGAGCGCGUCAGACACAAGACCCGGCGGUUCUGCAAGCAGGGCUCCACGGGGCGGGCAGCAGCUGCUGGCCCCAAUGAAUUCAACGCAGUGGCUGGAUACUUCUUCUUCCCCCUCCUUCAGCGUUUCGACAGGCCUGUGGUGACCUUUGACCUUUUGGGAGAUGACCAGCUGGUCCUCGGGAGACUGGCCCACACCUUAGGGGCCCUGAUGUAUCUGGCCGUCAACACAGCGGUGGCUGUGCCCAUGGGCAAGGCCCUGCUGGAGUUCGUGUGGGCUCUUCGUUUCCACGGGGACGCCUACGUGCGCCAGGGCCUGCUGUCCGCCGUCUCCUCCGUCCUUCUCAGUGUGCCGGCCGAGAGGCUGCUGGCAGACCUGCCGGACGAGCUUCUGGAGGCCCGGUCCUGGCUGGCAGAUGUGGCGGAGCAGGACGCGGACGAGGACUGCCGGCUGCUGGCGGUGAAGGCGCUGCUGCUGCUGGAGAAGCUCCGUGACAGGCUCCUCCCACUCUCCUCUCCUUAGGCCCCGACCCCUGACCCUUGAGCCCGGGAGGCACGUUGCUGGAUGAGCAGGGCGCCUAUUGCAUGCCGGAAUGCCUGCGGCUUGGCUCAGAUGUCCACCAGGGCCUUGGGCGCCGUCCCCCACGGCCUGGCACUGGGACACAGCCGCUGCGGCUCUGGGACUCGGGCUCCAGGAUGGCUGCUGGGCAAGAGCGGGGAGCCGCGGCUCAGCCUGGCCCCCAUGCAGACUGCAGACUGGGGCGUUGAGAACCCCGGAAGGAAGCAUGAGAGAGGGAUAGAUGGUUCUGUCUCCGGCAGGGACCCUGGUGCCCAGAUGGGGAGACGCGAAAUGGGGCCACGAAGGGGACGUGGGUCCUUGAGAAAAUAGGCUUUAUUUGGAGGAUUUCAGCAAGGAGACGCGGGGCUGAGGGUGGGAGAGGGUGAGGCAGCCCCUGACAGCCCCUCACAGUGGGAGCUGGUGACGGAAGGGGCGCAGCCUGGAGGGACAGAGCCUCCGGCUGCAGCCAGUGCCAGCUGCCGUCAGCCUGUGGUCAGGACAGGCUGUGCUGCAGGAACCGGCCAGACGUGCUGCCAGGCAACCUGUGUGGGUGCCGGGCGACACCUCUGUUUCUUACACCCUGUACUCAGGGGGAACGUCAUGGGGAAAAUAAACCUACUCCCUUUACUGCAAAA
Molecule: messenger RNA, 3553 nt
Organism: Bubalus bubalis (water buffalo)
Lineage: Eukaryota; Metazoa; Chordata; Mammalia; Artiodactyla; Bovidae
Gene: TELO2
Product: telomere maintenance 2
Exons: 21
Coding region: 402-2882 (826 amino acids)
Biological process (GO): telomere maintenance via telomerase; protein stabilization
Cellular component (GO): cytosol
Molecular function (GO): telomeric repeat DNA binding; Hsp90 protein binding
Source: RefSeq, a predicted model, not a curated record